This is a messenger RNA of Chilo suppressalis (striped riceborer), 1155 nucleotides long. The record is from the annotation of a GenBank genome assembly. NCBI's taxonomy places the organism in Eukaryota, Metazoa, Arthropoda, Insecta, Lepidoptera, Crambidae.
AUGUCCGAGAAAUCAGACGAUCAAAAUGUAUGCGGCAUAUGUGAUAAAAACCCUAGAAAAUACUGUUGCCCGCGAUGUUCAAUUUUUUAUUGUUCUCUGGACUGUUACAAAUCUGAGAAGCAUAUGGAAUGCUCCGAGAGCUUCUACAAAGACUGCGUAAACGACGAGCUGUCCUCGCUUACUGUGAAUGAUGAAGAUAAACAAAAGAUGCUGGACAUCCUUAAAAAGAUGCAAAAUCAAGACACUAAUGAACCAGAUUACAUGAACAAUUUUCUAGAGGGGUCAGAUGGUGAUAACGGUGAUGAUGAUGAUGAUGAUGGUGAAAUUGUUGACUCGGAUGAUGAAGAAGCACAAGAUUUGGAGGCAAGAAUAAAAGAUUUAAAUCUUGAUGACCCUGAAGCAUUGUGGAACGUCUUGACAACAGAUGAAAAGAAUGAAUUUGAAGCUCUAUUAAAUCAGGGAGACAUUGAAUCUGUGAUUCCACAGUGGGAGCCAUGGUGGAUGUUUAGUAAGGGAGAGAAGCUAGUCCAAGAUAUUGAUGAGAAAAAUGAUGAAGAAGAGGAUGCUUUAAGAAAAUGUCCACAUAUAAUGGAAGUUCCACAAUUUUCAACAUUAACAUCUGUCACACCAUCAAACGCAAUAAGAAAAAACAUAGCAAAUGUUUUGGCUGCCUAUGCUUUCACCAUGCGAUAUUUUAAUGGUGAAGCUGACCCUAUAGAAAUCACCACAUAUUUGCUUAAUAUAUGUGGAAAUUUAGACUGCAAUGUGAAUUAUGAUGAUUUAGCCACCUCAGUAGAAGCAGUCGCACAAAAAUGUUUGCAGAGUGACCUUAUUGAAACAGACAAUGCAUGUCUUGAUGUGAUGAGAAGAGAUACUUUUUUAAUAUUACAAGGACCAAGUGAGAAAAACAAGCUAUAUUACUGUAAGGCAGCACUCUCACAUCUGUAUAAGAUUCUAGCUGACGCCGUAACAGAGAGCAAAACACUUAACAGAACUAAUAAAGUUGCAAAAGAGAAAAAUGAAUUUUCAACGAAAUUCCCAGAACACACAACAGAGCAUCUGCCCAGUUUGGACACCAACAAAUUGAAAAAAUGUAUGAAAAAGAUUGAAUACUAUUUAUCGUUUAUUGACAUUCAUGGAAUGGAUUUUGAAUAA